AUGGCGCCUCGCUCUCAACCCGUCGGACCUGAUGAUAAAGAUAGUCAGAGCAAGAGCGAUGCCAGCGCCGUGCUGGAUUCGAUCUUUUGGGACAGUGGAUAUGAAAGUGGCUCCUAUAGCAACCCCAGUGAGGAUGAGGAUGACAGUGACAAUUCCGACGACGAUGCCUUUGAUGAGGGCCAGCUCCCUCCUGAACACUACCUCGCCCAAGCAAAGAGUCUGGAUGUCUCUCAGCUUCGACAGAAACGGUACAGUGAACAGACUGAGGAAAAACUUGAGGAGACCCGCAUGUACUGGAAGAGGCAUUGUCGGUACAUUGGCGUUGACCCAGUGAAGCAUUGGCGAUGGAUCUCAGACUCAGAUGAGACGGUUUGUUUCCUCUACGCAUUCUUCAGCUGGCGGUGCGACAUCCGUCGUGGCAAGAAUGGUCGACACUGCCCAGGCAUCCAGUACAAGAGCUCACUCGAGACUUUUUGGAAGUCGUGGCAUCUGGUUCUCAAACAGGAGACCAACUCAGGACUGAGCAAAGCUACGAUUGUCAAGAUAGAUGAUGUCAUUGCCCUUGUGGCCAAAGAGAAAUGCCUCGAGCUCAUCCGGAAACCAAAGAAAAACAUGUAUAUUGAAGAUGUGGCUGAGUACGCACGUGUUCUCCUAACCACCACUGAGAUGACAUUCAUCUGCGGCUGGCAACGCAUUCAAAUGCUUUUCUUCGUGCAGCUUGCGGCCAUCACUGCCAGCCGCCCAGGGGCGCUCCUCCACCUUCGCUAUCGGGACAUAAUGUUAUCCCUGAUCCGAGAUCCGGAGGGUGGGCGCCCUCGAUUAUUCAUAUUCUUAAAGCCGGACUUUACAAAGAGGUUCCUGGGGAAGAAGGCUCCGAACGAGUUUAAGAUUCCAGAAAUCAUUUUCGAUCCCACUCUGAUUCUCAGUCCGCAUGUCUGUCUGCUCAGUAUGCUCUUUUACAUUGACGGCUUCAAGAAAAUUUCAACAACUGGACCAGUGCUGGAUUCUGCGGAAAAACUGUACAGUCUCACAGUGCUGGAGGGCAAGGGACAGCAGGAGUUGCGAUUAAAAGAUGAAUUGCUGGAUAAGUUUGUGUUUUGCCAGGUGGAGCGGACACCUACUGGAUUUCAAAUCAACCUGGAGAAGCGACUGUUAGCAUCCACUGUGACAUCCCGGAUGCGCCGAUGUGGUGAGAUCACAGGCUUUGAAGAGAUCGCCCACCCGUACAAUCUUCGAUAUGCUGGGGCCAAGGCCUUCAACAGCAGUGAAGAGGUCACGGAUGCUCUCCAGAAUGUCAUCCUCCAGCACUCAGAUAUCCGUACUUUCGUCCGACAUUAUGAGGUGGAUGUUGAUGUUGAUGUACAGGGCAUCGUCCGUAAAACAGGUUCCCAAACACCAUUGGUUCGAUUUGCUUGUUCAAUGAGCGCAUCUAUUGACCCGAAUCGACCGUAUAAGCUCUCCACAGAAGAAUCUCGGUCCAUCAAUCUCCUCCCGGAGGUUCUUGCGCGGCAAGAUACAGUCAAUAAGCGCAAGCAGGAGUGGGAAGAUUGCAAAGCCAGGCUAGAACGUGCCAAUACAGCAUUUCAAGCCCAUUUUGGCCAUCUUAACAAAGAAGAGCUUUCCAAGUACCACUCCCAACUACUGGAGAAGCUGGAAAAUCUCCAGGAUCGGACAAUGGACGCUAAACAUAAGUACAACAGAGCAGUCCGCGAACUGCGUAAUGAGAAGCAACGACAGCGGAACCGACUCAUCCGAGCAAAUCUGAAGCGCUAUCGAGAUGAGCAGCCUGUGAUUGAUGUUGAACGGCAGCUGGCCGGGAAGCUAGUGGAUACCAAGGUCAUGGAAACACUGGAGCACAAGAGCUUCAUGCCUCCAGAGCAUCUGAUCAUGGUUGAUGCCAUCCUGUCCAUGCCGGGCGCCACCAUUGAAGCAGAGUAUCAGCGCCGGAUCAACGCGAUCAACGCAAUGGCCGCAUUCUGCCGCAUGGAAGAGGGACGGCCCACACUCCGACCAACCCCAUCUCGCCACCGGCCCGUACCUGAUGGCGACGACCCUUGCCCUCCCGCCAAACGGCAACGGCGCUCAGUGGAGGAUGACACUGAGAUUCUUCUACGCCAAGCAACGGAAGCCGUGCGGAUCAAGUCUGAAGACGACCGGCCACAGGUCUGCUUUCUCUGCGUCGGAAACCCCAAUCUGUCGCUGAAGGGCCGGAUUACAAAAUACGCAACACCUGGUUCGCUUACAAGGCAUUUCUUGCGGAAACAUGUGAACCCUCCCUGGCCAGCCAAAGGGGUUGAAUGUAAUGUUUGUGAGAGGGAGGUGCUACAAAAGAAAUCUGAUCUUUUGAGUCACGCAGAGGUCGCCCAUGGAACAGUUGUACGAGGAGGUGCUUUUAUUGAAAGAUUGCCGUAGAGCAGCGCGCCUGUACAAUUAUAAUACUGGAGUAGAUUUUAGAUGGAAUCUCUGAUCAUUGAAUAUUUCUAGAAAGUGAGAACACUUGAACAAGAAUACUAUUGGGGAAG
Messenger RNA from Coccidioides immitis RS, 2522 nucleotides. RefSeq lists its product as uncharacterized. The record is from RefSeq and is a predicted model, not a curated record. The transcript is spliced from 5 exons. The coding region runs from base 1 to 2412 and encodes 803 amino acids. NCBI's taxonomy places the organism in Eukaryota, Fungi, Ascomycota, Eurotiomycetes, Onygenales, Onygenaceae.